AUGUGCACUGACUUGGCUCCUCUAGCUUGGAUUGGUUGAAAAAACGGAAACCAUAGGCAACUAAAUCUAAUGCACCUUUUGGCAUCUUACUGGAUGAUGGGUUGAUGCGAGCUCCGUUCUGUGCCCAUCAUAAUGCAAGCCCUUGUCAAUAUUAAUUUAAUCAUUCUGAAUUGAUUAAUUGGACCUAAGAGGCGGACACACUAUUUUCCUUGGUACGUGGUUCCUUCCUUUUAGGCUCCGGAGCAAAGAUGUGCUACGUCAGUGGAGGAGAGAGAGUAGAGUGACACACAGUUUGAUUUCAUUUUAACUGCCGGCGACAGGCGCGACUCGCAGGAGCUCUAUCAGAUAAAAAGAGCCAGAGGACCAAAAGAAGAAACAUGGGAAAGAAGCCUGCAUCUUUGUUCUGAUGAACCCUCGUAAAACAUGAUGAAACCGCUCAGCAUCUUCAUCAUGUGUUUACCCUGCUUGAUUAACUGAUGAAUUAGCCUGUACAGUCAGAUCAUCUUUAAACAUGUCUGACAACAUAAGUCCACUAACUUUGUCAGAGGCCAUGGCAGAGACACAGUUGACAGUGGAGCAAGGUGACAAGCACAUUGGGCAGAGUAAUGUUCUUCAAUCACCUACGAAACAGACGUUCAAGUCACCUCCAAAUGACACUACUGCCGUUAUACCAGACUCGGGGGACAAGUUCGCCAGCUCCUCUCAUCAGUCCGUUUCAGAGGAAGGAACAAAGAUCGCUGGUCAAAAGGCUGAUGCUAAAAAAACUAAAAGCAAGAAAAAUAUGGCCACCUUGGACCAGAAUGCUGAAGACCAGAUUGUGAGCCGGAAUAGGAAACCCGACCUACAAGGCCAGGACUCUGCGCAAACUACUGCUGUUGUUAAGGAUAUCUGUUUUGGUUCUCAAAAGACCGAGACCAUAGGUUCGAGUGUUGACCCACCGGAAGUGGAGCCUAUGGAGGUGGAGCAGUCUGCCGAUGAGAAAGGAGAUGCCUCCUUUUCACCAACUAGUCCAGAUUUUAAGAUGGAACCAAAGGACAACACAAUAGUUGGAUCUGAGACAGAGAGCAAAGGUGCCAGUGUUGACCGACAUGUGGAGCCUAUGGAGGUUGAGCAGUCUGCCCAUUGGAAAGGAGAUUCCUCCCAUUCACCAACUAGUCCAGAUUUUAAGAGGGACAACACAAGUGAUGCCUCUGAAACUCUGGCUGGACCACCGCCAGAAAGCACAGCCAUGGUUGGAUCAGAGACAGGCAGCAUCCCCUCCAGUGUUGGCCUACAGGAGGAUGCCAUGGAGGUCGAGCAGUCUGACCAAAGGAAAGGAGACACGAAAAGUGAUGCCUCUGGAACUAUGGAUGAAAAGUAUCCUUGUCCACCUCCAAAAAGGACAGCCACAGGGAAAACACAGGUGUCGGCAAAAGAGAGACUUAAAAUCUAUUUCCACGCCAUUCUCUCAAAGGACUUCAAUCUUGACCCGAAUGAGGAUCGCCUUUUCGUAUGGGCAGGGGAGGAAACGGGGAGCUGGGAAUCCAAUGCGGUUGAGCUAACCGUGACAAAGGAACUGGGAGUGCAUGGAUUCUUAGUGGAAGGAAUCCUGGUCACUGACCAAGCUGUGUCCAUACCAUACCAGUAUCUUGUCUACAGUUCCAAAAAGGCAACGUAUGAGUAUGAGUACAUUGAUUUUACACAUCCCACCAGAAGAAGAAGUCUUUGUGUAAAGACCAAUCUACUCGAUGACGAAGGGGCUUGGCAUCAGUAUGAUGACAUUAUCUGUGCCUCGCCAUCCAAGGAUGUGUCCAAAAGAAUAAUCCAAGGCAGAGAAAUCGCAGGGAAGAUAAUGCUUCAGACUAUUUUUGAACUCCUUCACAGCUGGAAUGACAUUCAACUCAACUGUUUCAUGAAACGACUCACUCAAUUUGAACAGAUUUACAGGAAACCAUCAUUGUGUGCAGGCACCAACAAGAAUAUGAAAAAACAAGAAACAUAUAAAGAUGUUCAAAAGCUGCUGAAACAGUUCAUUCUGGAGAGUGUGCUUCCUCAGCUGAUGAAGAAGGGAGAGAGAAAGAGUCCCACUAUUCAGGACCAAAUGAAGGCUGCUGUGAUCGUACUGUAUAUGUGUAAACAUUAUGAGAUCCAACUAGAGAAAGCAGAAAUUGCUGGUCUAUGCUUUGCUCUCUGCCUUCCCAACCUGCCUAAAGACGAGUUCCUGCACUAUUGGACAGAUUUUACUCAACCCGUCGUACUUCUCAAAAAAUUGCCAGAGCUGUUGGAGAAACUGAUAGGCAUUGCGAAGGAGGAGGGGAUUCUAGUGAUUCCCAUACUCCAUCUCCUCAAAGGUUCCUCAAAACCCUUUGAACCAAUCCCUGUUACAAUCACACCAAGUUGCAAGACUUGGGCAGGUCUGCAAAAUACUUGGGCAGGUCUGCAAAAAGUGACCAACACUUCACUGAACAGCAAGGACAGCAGAACAAUGUUGAAUCUCAUUAAAGCCAAUGGACAUUUAGUGGAGAUUGACAGACUAGCGAGCCGUUCCUGGAUGUGUCUACUGACCGUAGACGAUCUGGUAGAAUACAGCUCCGUCAUUAAAGUUGAGCUCCUGGACAUGCUUGUUGUUUUUACUGUGAAGGCUCCUGUGAGUGUAUCAACCAGCAACAAUGGGAAUUUCACUGCCACUCUUUCACAUAUUCAAAACCAUCUUAAAGAGCAAAAAUACAGUUGUUUCAAUGAUGAUUAUGGGAGUGAGUGCUUGGCAACAACAGUGGAACUGCUUAAGAAGAUAUGCGAUGGAGGCCGAUCCUCAAAAUGCACAGCUAUCCCUGUAGACUGUGUGAGCUUGUUAGUCUCAGUAUCAAACUUUUCCCAGUCCAAGACAUGUGACCUGGGAGAAGACAAUAUCUGUUCGAAGAAUCUGAGGCUGCUGUCUGAGUCGAUCGAUAUAGUCAGAUCCUGGAUCAGUACGACCUUCAAAGACAAGUUGCGCGAUACAUCAGAGAUCAAGAUGUGGAAUAGCAUCAUUUCUCUCAGUUUUGUAAAUGUGGAUUUCACCAAGAAAUGGAGACAAACUUUCUGUACGGAUUUAGAGGGCAAACUUAAACAGAUCUCCUCUCUGGAUCAAAUAGCGAUAUACUGCUCGAAGAUGGAGGAACUGGAUAGCUGUCAUCCUAAUGUGACUUGUAGUAUUGAGAAAUGUGCUCUUGAAGCUGUCCCCUCAUUGUGCCAGAGCAAAUCAGAGGGGAAACUCUUUGAGAGGUUUCAGAUUAACAGAAAGUUUGGGAAACUCAUCUCAGCCAUAAUCCAGAAAACCUGGCCAAGAGAUAACCAUGGAAACAAGGACGAGGUGGUCUUUCAACACCUCAUGACUUGGACUGCAGCCAAGAAUAUAUUUGAACUACAUGGUGCUGAUGAAAAGCUGAUUGAGCAGGUCUCUAAAGAGGCCAAGGUCAAAAUUACUGAAGCAAUCUCAUCCUUCAAAGUCAUUUGUAACCAGCUGAUCAACGGAAGCAUCAAGAUCCAACUGCUCAACGACAUCUUAGGAAAGAAAGAUACUUUCACAGAGCUGAUGGUGAUAGAUUGUCUAUCUUUGAAUGAGAAGUGCAAGAACCGUGCCUCCGUGGAAAAGCUUCUCAAUCUGAGGUCUGAGGAGGCUAGAGCUGUCAACCAUGAGAAGGAGCUGGUGGAAAUCUUGCUCACCAUGAGCCGCAAACUAAAGGAACACAUCACAGUUUAUUUUGGGGACAUGGAAGAGAGACAACUGACCAACAUUGAGGACAUGACCUUGGACCAGUUCAUGAAGGUUCAUCCGUUUGACCAGCCCUCCUCUGGAAUGCAUGGCGUCGUUACGUACUUUGAUCUGGAUCAGAGCAUGCGACAGAUGGCAGAUGUUUGGCACAUGUUUGGAGACAGCCACAUAUUCAAGAUGCUGUGGGAGAAACAGACCAAAGACUUUGCGUCUGAAUUUGAUUCUUUAGUAACACCAAAGGAGGUAACCUGUGGGAUUUUUAGACCUUGCUACACUAAAUACAAGAAGUACUACGAAGGCCUGAAGAAUGGCAGUCUCAAGCUUAAAAAGGUUGAUAUCCUCUUCAAUGACUACAAGGGCAAAUAUGAAAAGCUGGCAAUGGAUUUCGACAUCAUGUGCAGACUUAACAAGUCAGAUAACAAACACUGGAUCAAGGAAAGGGUCCAGCAGAUUGAGCAGUACCAUGGCCUUCACUUGGCCGUGAAGUCUGCAAAAGUUAUUAUGAAGGUCAAGGAGACCCUAAAUCUUCAAGGCGACUUCAAGGCCCUACAGACACUGCUAGACAUUAUGAGUGCAGAUUUGAAUGAAGAGCACCUUGAUCAGAUUGACAAUGACCUAAUGCAGGCCAAGACAGAUCUGGUGGACAUCACAGAGCCUCGCAGACUAUGCCUCUUGGAACUUGGCCACGCAAAAGAUUUUGUCAUCUGGGUUAAAGAGGCCCUGAAAGAUAUCAAUGAGCUGAAAGUGUUUGUUGACCUGGCCUCCAUCUCUGCCGGGGAGAAUGAUCUUGAUGUGGACCGUGUGGCCUGUUUCCACGAUGCCGUUCAUGGAUACUCCCCAUUGCUCUUCGAACUGAAGCAAGAUUCCGGUUUUCAGACCGUUAAAGAGGUGAUGAAGAAGCUCUGGAGAACAUUGGAUAAUGAUUGCAACCUCCCAAAAAAGCUGCAUGACACAGCACGACACUUGGAGUGGUUGAAAACUGUGAAGGAUUUCCACGGGUCUGUGGAGCUGUCCUCCAUCUCCUUAGCAACCGCCAUCAACAAAAAGGGCGUCUACACCAUCAGUGCACAGAACCAAAAGAAGUUGAGUCUUGAGACUUCCCUGAAGUUACACAUCUCUGAGGAACAUGGUGAAGAACAGGAGAUACGUACCUACUCACUGGAGGACCUGAGGGAGCUGCAGAACAAACUCAUGCUCAUGUCUGGUAAAGGGGACCAGUCUGAGGUGAACCGCUUUUCAGAGGUUUUCGCCAGUGUCCAGAGAUUGGCUGUGGCAUUCAUUGCCCUGUUUACAGCUGGGAACCCCCUGUUCCGAAACUGGAAAGCCAACAUCAACUGUAAUUCACUCAGUGAGGAGGCUGACAUCAUCAUGGACUUCAACCUGGGCAGUGUUGUCAGUGUGAUUACGGUGGAGGGCAACAUCGUGAAUCAGCUUCCUGAGCUGUGCAGGAAGCUGGAGAAGUGUCUGAAGUACUGGAAUGACUUUAUGGACAAACAGAGAUCCCACCAUUACUACCUGAACUACUACAAUGCAGAGCAGAUAGUCUACCUGUGCAGUAAGCUGACUCAGCAAAAUGUGGCCGAUUUUGAAGACCAAGUUCUCAUGAUGCUGUCGUUCGUCAAACCCAACUGCACAGCCUCUGAUCUGAGGCAGUCCCUCCAUGCACUGCAAAGUGAGAUCCUCACCAUACAAUCAGAGCAAAAUGAGGAAAUUGAAUUUCAUACUUUUGUUGAAGUGUCAAGCAGCAGCAAGAGAAGUCCAGAUUUUAUGGUGAAGUUGAUUGCUCUAUCCGAUAACUUGCCAAGUCUCAUCGAACAAGAAAUUGGCUCAGGAAAAGUGAAUCUGAUUUGGAAUGCUUACAUGAGAGACAUGAAGAACUUUCUUCCAGACACUCUUGAUGUCAGAAGCUUUGGAAGAUUUUUAGAAAUAUUGGCCAACAAAAAGGAAUAUAAAUAUUUGCCCAAAAAAUGGAAUGAAAAACCAAUUCAAAGGGAUCUGCCCAAGGGCCUAGCUAUUGGUAGCCCAAAUCUUAUUGUUUGCCCUCACGACGAGAUCCUGGCAUCUUGCAUCUCCGUUUACAUGAGUAGUGAACGUCAGCCAUUGCCUACAUAUGAUGAGGUGCUACUGUGUAACUCUACCACACCUUUUGAGCAAGUGGAGCUGUUCCUCAGGCGCUGUCUCACCCCAGGCUACAGAGGACAGAAGAUUUACACCAUGCUCUACGGGGAUCAGCUGAGUUAUGAAGUGAGCUCCAAAACGGAGAGGUUUUUCAAGAGUAUCACAAUGCAGUGCCGGAAAGACUACAGGCUUGUGAUCAUCUGCAGUUCGGAUCGAGAGCACACCUACCUUCCCUCAGCCUUCAGCCAGUACAGGUUACACAUGGUACCCCAGGAACCUCUGAUCAUGAUUCAGCGUUACCUGAAAAGACACUAUACAGUUCCAGCAGAUCAGACCAGUGCUGCUGCUGUAUUCAAAGACCGACAGUUUGUUGGAGUUGUGUCGUCCGAAAGAGCAGGAGUUGGUAAAUCCCUUUAUAUCAAGAGGCUAUUUGAAAAACUGAAGGACAUCUUCAUGAAGGCUACAGUGCUGAAAUGCAUUCGCUUGAUCAAGCCGACGGUUGACGAAAAUGUAAUUCUUCAGUCUCUCCUCAACAACCCUGGGAAGAAAGAGCUGACCAUCUUCCAUUUUGAUGUCACAUCUACGGUACGUAAGGGUCUUGAUGAAUGUCUGUUUAAACUGCUGAUCCUGGGCUAUUUGAUGGAUUCUGAGGGAAGGAUGUGGAAAUGCAGCAACAAGCAGUUGUAUGUGAUUGAGAUUCUACAGUCUACCGUAAACCAGCACAGAAAUGAACCAACAAUGAAAGCACCUGUCAACUUUACCUUCCUGGAUGUGUUCCCAAACGUCUUCUGCCGCCCACCCAAUGAGAUUCUAGAGCUGGAAAUGAGGAUACAACAGGAUCCCUCCAUUACGAAGCCUGAAGACCCACUUAUGGAUGACCAAGAGUUCAAGAGUGACGCUUACCAACGACCAUACCAAUAUCUGACACGAUCCCAUAAUCACAUCAACUUGGACAGAUUUAUGUACAGUGGAGUUGAAGGGACCCAUGUCAAAUGUCUCCAGUUGCUCCUUCUGUACUGUGGAAUUAAGGACCCCUCAUGGGCGGAGUUGAGGAAUUUUACAUGGUUCCUAAACCUUCAGCUGCGAGACUGUGAGACGUCCGUCUUCUGUGACGCCUCUAUCACCGGGGACACUCUUCAGGGAUUCAAGAACUUUGUGGUGGAGUUCAUGAUUCUAAUGGCCAAAGAUUUCGCUACUCCAUCACUCAGCAUCUCUGACCAGAGCCCUGGGAAACAGCAGAUAACCGGAAUACAAGAAGAAGACUUGGCACCCUUCCGGAUCAGAAAGAGAUGGGAGUCAGAACCGCAUCCCUACAUCUUCUUCAAUGAUGACCACAUGUCAAUGACCUUCAUUGGCUUUCACCUUCAGCCCAAUAAAGAAAACUGGGUAGAUGCCGUUGAUCCAUCCACAGGGAGUGUGAUCAAAAGAAACAUCAUGACAAAAAAACUGUUUGAUGGCCUGACGCUACAGAGAGUCCCUUUCAACAUUGAUUUUGAUGAACUGUCGAGACAGGAUAAAAUUGAAUGCAUUUGCAAUGUUAUGGGAAUCCGGCAGCAUCUUGAUCCUGAUGAAACAUAUGAGCUUACAACUGACAAUAUAUUGAAGAUGCUGGCAAUUCUCAUGCGGUUCAGGUGCAGCAUCCCUGUUGUAAUCAUGGGGGAGACAGGAUGUGGGAAAACGAGGCUCAUCAACUUCCUCUGUGAACUACAGAAGAGAGCGGUGACCACUCAGAAUAUGAAGCUAGUCAAAGUGCAUGGAGGAACUAGCUCAGAUAUGAUCUACACCAAUGUCAGAGAGGCAGAAGCCAUUGCUUAUAACAACAAACAAAGCUAUGGCUUUGAUUCUGUUCUCUUCUUUGAUGAAGCCAACACAACAGACGCACUCAGCAGUAUUAAGGAGGUCAUAUGUGAUCAUACUGUAGAAGGAGAACCUUUGCAAUCCCAAUGUGGCUUGCAAAUCAUCGCUGCAUGCAACCCUUACAGAAAACACACAGAUGAGAUGAUUCACAGAUUGGAGACAGCUGGCCUAGGAUACAGAGUCCGAGCUGAAGAGACAGAUGAAAAGUUGGGGUCCAUCCCGCUCCGCCAGCUGGUGUACCGAGUCCAGGCCUUGCCCCCAAGCAUGAUCCCUCUGGUGUGGGACUUUGGACAGCUCAAUGAUCACACUGAAAAUAUGUACAUCAAGAAAAUUGUCAAGAGGGUGGUUCAGACCAACAUGAUCAAUGUGACAUAUGCAAGUUGGAUCACAAAUGUCCUGUCGGCUUCACAGAGGUACAUGCGGAAAAGGAAAGAUGAAUGUAGCUUUGUAAGUCUCAGAGAUGUGGAGCGUUGCAUGCAAGCUUUUGUCUGGUUUUACAAAAACCAUAAGAUGCUACUUGCUAAUUUGUGGGAGUUUGAGAGAAAUCAAAUUGCAGAGAGCCGUAAACAAAUCCGAAGAGAUCCAGUCUUGUGGUCUCUGGUGAUGGCAGUGGGCGUGUGUUACCACGCCUGCUUGGAAAACAAAGAAGAGUACAGACAAAAUAUCUGCAAGUAUCUCACAGGAGUAUACACCCCAUUGAAGGUGAUGCAGGAAAUCUCACUCAUGCAGGAUCUUUUCCUGAGCGGAGUGCCGCUGGGGGAAACAAUUGCACGAAACAAUGCUCUGAAAGAGAACGUCUUCAUGAUUGUAAUCUGCAUUGAGCUAAGAAUCCCUCUCUUCUUGGUAGGGAAACCCGGGAGUUCUAAAUCUCUGUCUAAAACCUUGGUGGCAGACGCCAUGCAGGGUCAAGCUGCACACUCUGACCUCUACAAAAGGCUGAAGCAGAUUCACCUGGUGUCCUUCCAGUGCAGCCCUCACUCUACACCAGCGGGCAUCAUCAACACGUUCAAACAAUGUGCUCGUUUCCAGGAGGGAAAGAACCUGAAGGAGUACAUAUCUGUGGUGGUGCUGGAUGAAAUUGGAUUGGCUGAGGACUCUCCCAAAAUGCCCCUGAAAACCCUCCAUCCUCUGCUAGAAGAGGGUUGCAUUGAUGAUGAGCCAUUACCACACAAGAAGGUUGGAUUCAUUGCCAUUUCCAACUGGGCUUUGGACCCCGCGAAGAUGAACAGAGGGAUCUUUGUUUCACGCGGUGACCCUGACGAGAAGGAGCUGAUUGAGAGUGCAAAAGGCAUAUGCUCGUCUGACACAAUGAUUUUGGAGAAAGUCAGAGAUUUCUUUCAACCCUUUGCCAGGGCUUUCCUGAACAUCAGUCCAGAAAAAGGCAAAGGUUUCUUUGGUUUGCGUGACUACUACAGCUUAAUCAAGAUGCUUUUCGCAAUUACCAAGGCCUCAGAGCAGAUCCCUAGUGCAGAGAAAAUUGUGGAGGCGGUACUGAGGAACUUCAGUGGAAGAGAUGAUGUGGACGCGGUCACAGUCUUCACCGAAACACUUAAGAUCAAUCCAAAUCUGGAGAGGAUCAGUGCCAUUGAGCUUGUGAGACAAAACAUCUCAGCUCAGGAGGAAGACUGCCGCUAUUUGCUGCUACUGACCAAAAACUAUGCAGCUUUACAGAUCCUGCAGCAGACCUUUUUCUCAGAGAGCUGCCAGCCUGAGAUUAUCUUUGGGUCCAGCUUCCCCAAGGACCAAGAGUACACUCAGAUCUGCCGCAACAUCAACCGAAUCAAGAUCUGCAUGGAAACCGGUCGAACCGUCGUGCUCUUGAACUUGCAGAACCUCUACGAAAGUCUCUACGAUGCUCUCAACCAAUACUACGUCUGCUUAGGAGGACAAAAGUACGUUGACCUGGGACUGGGGACCCAUCGUGUCAAAUGCAGAGUGCACAAAGACUUCAGGCUCAUUGUCAUUGAGGAUAAAGAGGUGGUCUACAACCAGUUUCCAAUCCCUCUUAUCAACAGGCUUGAGAAACAUUACCUGGAUAUCCAUACUGUUCUUAGUAAAGAACAAAGGGAAAUUGUUGAGGACUUGGAGAGAUGGGUUGGGCAGUUUGUAGAUCUUCAACAAAGCUCACCUACACCACAGACCUACAAGUACCAACCACCUGAUGUUUUCAUUGGCUUCCAUGCGGACACGUGUGCCUCGGUGGUUCGUCAAGUGACAGAGAAACAGAGGGGAGACAUGGACAUCCCAGACCAACAAAGAAGAGUACUAGAUGAGGCCAAACUCAUCCUGGUGAACUGUGCCACUCCAGACUCUGUGGCUCGGCUGGACUGCACAGGGCUCUCUAAAGUGGAGAUCGACCAUCUGACCAGGUUCUACUAUGAAGAGAGGAAGCACAGCUCUUUGGCUGACUUUGUCUGCCACACACAACAGGUUGAGCAGAGCCCUUCCUGCUUCAUAGAGGUGACGACAUUUUCCAGACUGUUGACAGAAUCGGAUAUUGGACCGCUGAAGGAGGUGGUGCACAAUGUAGAGCUCCUGUCACUACAGCAGUUUGACACAGAGCUCUCUUUCCGCAAGAAGAUCAGGGAAUUUCUGACACCUGGAGAUGCAUCUAGCAAUAAACUACUCAUUAUUCAGUCAGAUUUGGAUGAAGCAUCCCACAAUGCAAGUGUCAUUGCAUCUGCAAAGUACUCUGCCAUAAAUGAAAUCAACAAAUCAAAACAAGAGGAGAUUGAAGGCAAGGUGUUUGUCUACUUCAUUACCAAACUGUUAAGAUUGGACAGUGGCACUUCCUUUGUUGGAUUUUGUGGAGGACCCUGGAGGUCCGUACACAUUGAUGACCUCAGAAGAUCCAAAGAUAUUGUGUCGGAUAUCAGAGUUUUGCGGAACCUUGCCAUCUGUCAACUGUUUGAGGAAAGGCAGGAUCAGCCUCAAGGUUUGGAUGACAUGUAUACUGGGACAGAUAAACAUGACAUGGAAUUUGAAGGCCAAGCAGGCUGGAAGGAUGUCCUGGACACUACACUGUUGCUGCGUAGCUGUGUGCAGAGCGCAGUGGGCAUGCUCAGAGAUCAGAUGGAGGGUGGGUUCCGCAACACCAGGAGAGUGGAGAUCUUGCUGACUCUCCUGACCGACGACGAAGAAAAACGAGGAACAGCUGGAUUUCUGAGAAUUCUAAAGAGACGUCUCCACUCCUUACUGGAAACCCGGGAAAAAAACACCAACUUAACAAAAAACUGGGUCAUUAGUGAGGCUUCCAACAUUGAUGCCUUGCAUGAGGGAGGAACAUUUAGACAAACCCUAUGGAAACGAGUUCAGGCAGUGGUCAUUCCACUUUUGGCACAACUGGUCUCUGUCAUUGACCGUGAUGGUAAUCUAGACCUCCUGCUGGACACCAACUCUGAAGAGCCAAUAAAAAGAUUGUGGUUAGACAUCUUUGCGGACGAUAAACUACUUGAUGUUCCAUUUCCCUAUUCUAGUGUGGACAACAAUUCUACGUCUAAGACCUUCCUGGUCCAGAAUAACAUCCCAAUAGACAAGAAUAUCAGCUGCAUCAUGCCCUUCAGCUGGAGGAUCAGGGACUACCUGGAUGAACUCUGGAUUUAUGCUCUGCAACAUGAAGGCCAAACUCAGAGGCAGUUGGAAAAGUUUUUUGGGAAGACUCCUCUGGGCCGCUACAUUGCAAUAGCGGACAAUGAGAUGCAGACAGAGCUUUUCCACAGAUACCUGCAGGAUUUCAUUACCAUGACCAUGAAUGUGACUUGUGAAGAGGACCUACAGCUCCUUUGUGGCGCCUUGACCUGUUGUGUGAACGAGCUGCGACUAAGUCAUGAUGCUGUGUGUACGGAGGUGGCCUCUCUGCCCUGGGUCCAUGCUGCCUACAACCAGUUUAAGAACCGCCUACAGAACUUGUCCAGAAUGAUCAGCAUCCCCCGAGUGGGUCAGGGCCUCCUGGUGAACACACACAUCAGAGAGGGGAUGGAGCUGGUCCUGGAUGUGUAUGCGGCCUUGGCCUGUGUGGAACACCUGGAGCCCCAGGCUCUGGACACAGAUGCCCAGCGGCUACACUGGCUCAGGCAGGUCAAGAGACUCCAGGUGCCCAUAGAGCUGGUCUGCUCUGAGGAGAGUCGUAGACACUAUGGGGAGAGAAGCAAGGCCAUGGUCUGCAGAGUCCAGAGCAGAUGGAAUCGUAUUUUUGUCCUGUCUCUGUUUGUGGAGCACUUGUUGCUGGGUGUCGAGAAAGUGGACAAGAGGCUAAAGCCUUUCAUUUUGGCAUCCGUACGACGGUUGUGCCACGUACUGGAGAGGGAUGCAGAUGUUAAAAUGAAGCAGGUGUUUGAGGAAGUGCUCAAUAUACUUAAAGCCUGCAGAGAAGAAGCAGUUGAAAACAGAUGGAAUGUCAAGCAGUUCAAGAAGAAGUGCAGUGCUUUCUUCAUUGACCUGGUCUCUACAGUGUGCUUCAAGGACAACUCUCCGCCCUGUACGGCCAUCAUCCACCACCUGUUGUCCUUCCUCACAGUGGAGGCUCAGUCUAGUCCUAUCAUCAGAGGACAUGGACAGAUUCAGAGGCGCUCUCGCUUUGAUCAGUCUGUGGACAACAUCCAGUGGUUCAUUGGAUCGGUUUGGUUGUUAUUCAUCAAACUGCUUCACGUGCUCUUCCACCUGCUCAACUUACUCAUGGUGGAGGCUCAGUCUGCCCUCAAUAUCAGAGGACCUUUUCGCAGACCAACCAAAGCAAUCUCUCCCUUUGGUGUUGAUGUGGACAAAAGUCCAGUGGUUUGGUCAGUAGUGCUGAAACUCCUGCUCAAGUACAGCUUUGAUGAUGUCAAAGGCCACCUGCAGAAGCAUCUGACACAAGUUGAGAAGAGUGAUAUCUUGGAGGAAUCAAGAAAAACUGAACUUUAUUCCUUAUACAUAAACUGCAUGGAGGACUCCAUGUAUGAGAAGAUGCAGUGUUGCACAACGGUGUCGCAGCAGGAGUGUCUACAGAAUGACAGCGCCUUCCUGAGUGACUUCCUGCGCUCAGGCGCUGCGUCUAGACAGAUGGCCACUAUAGAGUGCUUCCAGCAGGUGGCCAGGUUACGCAUGUGUCUGGAUAUGGCUGGGAAUCUAUUGGUAGACAAACAACGGUUGGGUGCCACAGAGAGAGAAUUCCUGACCAGCGUGGGAGAACUGUGUAAGCGCAGUGGGAAUGACUGGUAUCGGGUCUACCUGAUCCGUAAGAUCUGCAACCAGCACGGAGUGGAAUAUGUCCAACACUUCCUGACAGUGGCAGAUAUGCAGUGGCUGUUCCCACACGAGGUUCUGCAGAAGAAUCAAGUUGGCAGCCAGAUUGACCAGUAUCUUGUGUGUGGAGAGGACUACAAGACUAUCCGAGAUGUGGUUGCCAAAGCAAUACUGGAGGGCACAAUUAAGGAAAUAGAUCGUGCUUGUAAGGGUUCUACGUGUCCAAAAAACAAGAGGACAAUGUACCUGCUUUUGGCUCUGUUCAGAGAAGUCACCUGUCUCUAUAGAGAAGCCAAUCCCAACCUCCACCCUAAAUCUGAGUUUUGUCAAGCACUGGUGGAUUUCAUCCAGGCCUCAACGGUUCUUGCAAGCCAAAAUGUGAAGGAAUUCGCCCUGGACCUGGUAGCCAACCGGCUGGGUCCCCUGACUGUCCAGACUGGGACCUCUGGUACCCAGUGGGUGGUGGUGGAGCUGGCCAUCCACUUGUCUGCAGUGCUGCUCUGUGGGAACCAGGGCCUACUGAUACCCCUCCAGCAGCUGGCUCUUCUCCCUACUAACAUGCAGAGAGCCUUCAUACCCACCAUGCCGGAGGAUAAGCUUGCAGUUGUACGCCAAGCCAUUAGAGGGACGACGUGGUACAAUUGUCCGAAUGGUCACCCUUGCGCCAUUGGUGAGUGUGGCAAGCCCAUGGAGACGAGCCGUUGUGUGGACUGUGGCGCUGAGAUCGGAGGGCGCAGCCACAAUCCUGUCGCGGGCUUCACUACUGCUCAGAUCCGGGGUGACAGUACUGAGACUGGCCACGUCCUGGGAGACCCUGGGCGGAGGGACCACCCAGACAUGCAGGACACAAAGAACAUGUCCUCUGUUCCUUUCAACCUGGUCCGGCUUCUCACCCACAUAGCCAUGCUACUAGGAGCCAGAAGUAACCGACAGGCCAUUGCUGCUAUCAUCAAGCCCAAAGUCCCUGACCCCAGUUUGUUCCUCAUGGGUCACCUGCUGAAAGACAUGGAACACGUGACUAGGUUUAUGGGGAAGGGGAGAGACGACACAGUCAAUGCCAUCCACCUGAUGAUCAGUAGCCUACUGAAGCCUCACCGUCGUGGGAGUGAUGAUAAUCAUCUCUCUACCAAAGAGGCCAGAAAUGACUGGGAGAUGACAGUCGGUAAUGAAAUAAUCUCCCCUCAGCUGAAGGACCUGGACCGGCGGCUGCAAGAGGUCAAUGCCUUUAUCAGGGAUGACUCAAGGUUGUCCUCCAACCCUAUCAUGAGGGUGUUGUCUCCGGAGCCACGGCUGUUCCUGACCUCGCUGCCCCACAACUCCCAGAUCCACAGCCCAGCGGUGUGGAACUGCAGAGAGAGGGUGUCCCUGCUCAGCCUCACCCGCGUUGUGGAGCAGAAUGACGGAGAAAACACCCUGCCAGUGCUCUGGAGGUUCUUGCACAAGGAGGCAGAGCUGCGGUUGCUGAAGUUCAUCACUGACAUCCUGGAACUGCAGAGAAAUCUGGUGAAAACGUGUCGGAAUGUGACUGAUCUGUCGCACGGCACCAUUUCCGAAUUCCUCCAGAGACAGGAAUCAGUUCCACUGAGAGCCUGGCAUGAGAAACGGAUCAACAUCUUCCUGACAACAUGGAAUCAGCUUAGGGGCUCGCUGGCAACCAAUGGAGAGAUUAAGAUCCCUGUUGACUUCUGCCGGAAGGAUCUGGACAUGAACUCUGACUUCCGGGUCCUGUUGCCACGGCGUCAAGGCCCUGGUCUCUGCUCCACAGCCCUGGUCAGCUACCUCAUCGCCCUGCAGAACGAGCUGGUCUACUGUGUGGACAAGCACCUUGGAGAGGAGACUAGCUUUAAAGUGAGCCCGGCAGACCUAACGGACCUGCAUGUGAUUCAGUAUGAUCUGGAGAGGGACCUGCUGCCGCUGAUCCUGUCCAACUGUCAGUACAGCAUGAAGCAAGGCAAGGAGACCCUGCACGAGUACGACCUGCCCAAGAUCCAGCAGCAGAUUCUCUCCCGCUUCUUGCAGGGCAGGCCCAUCAUCACCCUCAAUGGAAUCCCAACACUGGUGAACAGACAUGAUCGAAUUCAUGAAAUUAUUCUGAAGGACAUGAGAGGAAAGAUUGGACAAGUGCCUCUGCCCUCGCGGGCCGUGUCGACACUAGUUGGGGAGCUGAAGUCGUACAAUGAGGUGUGUGAGGCCCUCUCCACCGUGGAGGUGGCCCUGGGGUUCCUGGCUGUGACCGGGGGAGAACCCCACAUGCAGCUGGGCAGCUACCUGGAGGAGGUGCUGCAGAUGGGAGAUCAAACAGCCCCACACAUCCUAACGGCCCUGGGCAGAUACUAUCUGAAGCACUGUUUGGCUCUGUGGCAGCUCCUGACAUCACUCAAAUCAGAAAACAUGCUGUGGCUCAAGAGGGACCCAUUUGAAGGGAUCUCAGAAGAGUACAGGAAGGCCCUGGGAGAGGAGGAGCACAGGCUGCUCACUGGGUUCUUUAAUAAAAGCAGCGCUGAUUCCAUCCUGCUGGAGAUGCACGAGUUCCUGAUACUGGUCCUGAAGCCCCCCAAUGCAUCUGACACCUACAGGCCUGACUGGGGUCUGAAAGACACACUUGUGGCAUACAUGGAGCGUAAGAACCUGGACAUCCCGCCUGAUGUUGAGGAGUUCUUCCCUGAAGAGAUCCAACUGUCUCAGUACAUCGAAGCCUGGAAGUUCGCGGUGGCAUUGAAACGGGAAAGAAGUCAGAGGUAGCUCCGACCUCACACCCUCACGCUCACUGAUUUAAUAUGCAAUGAAAGAAGAGAAAAAAAACGCAAAUGUGAACACAACUGGAGCCUCCUCGUCAUUAGUGAAGGAAGGUAGAAAGCUGGCUCCAGAACACAUAUACCACUGCAGCAUGGGUUCCAAUCCGGCCCAAUGAUAUUUCAGCAAAAAUUCUCUAUAUACAGUAUCUUUCCCACUGUCUCUCCUCUAUCCAAUAAAGCGUUUUUUUUUUUUAAAUGCUAAACAAAUAUAUACCUUUUUAUUUAAAAAAGCAGCAGUUACUAGCAAAGGAUAAGAGCAAUAGCAAAGUGAAGUUGAAUAAGUGAAUUUUGUUCGCCAUAAGUUGGUUAGCUAGGCAGAGUUAUGUGUAUUUAUCUACCACUCCUACUCACUUUUCUUCAUGCCUCCAAAAUGUCGAGACUAGUUAUGUCAAGGUUCUGACAAUGGAAGAACAGAUUAUGGCAUUCCAGGCCCUUACAUUUAAAAAAAAAAAAAUUUUUUUUUUUAAAUUAUUACUUUUAUUAGAUUUACUUUAACUUAAAUUACAUGUAGGUUGGUUAGGCUUACUGUCAUCAUAGUUUCUGACACAUCACUAGCUUUUAAAUGUGUAAUAAGUACAUUGAACACAAGAAUCGGAAAAUUGUCAGUGAAGAGUUGUGAAAUGAUGUAGCUAGGAAAACGCAUAGAGUUAGAUAGAGGACUCAUCUUUGUAUUUGUGCCAUCUACAAUUUUUAAGUAGUCAAUUUUCUUCUUUUUUUUGUGUUAAAAAAAAAAUAUAAUAUAUAUAUAUAUAUAUAUAUAUAUUGUUGAUUUACUGGCACCAGCAGUGCUGAAGUCUUAAACUAAAUAAUGUGUGUCAUUCCAGUUGACUAUUUUAAAAUUGUGGAAGCCUUAAAUAUAAAUGCUAAAAAGGGUUAUAUCCAUUUAGAGUCCUCUAACUUACUAUGGUAAAAUGUUAGCGACAAAACAUAUACCAGUUACACCUCCGACAUCGCAAUGAUACGCUAUGCAGUUUAAUGUAGAUCUGAUUAAAUCUAGAUGAUAUGCUAUGCAGUUUAAUGUAGAUCUGAUUAAAUCUUGAUGAAAUGCUAUGCAGUUUAAUGUAGAUCUGAUUUAAAUCUAGGCCCUAGUCUAGACUUGAAGUAUAGUAAAUUGUCAAUUUGAUCAUUUGGAAGUUAUUUCAUAUUGCAGUUGGGCAUUGAUCAUGAAUCUCAAGGAUGAAAUUGGUUUGUGAAAAAUGUAAUUGUACUUAUUUAAACAAUGAUUGAAACAAAAAAUCA
Molecule: messenger RNA, 16965 nt
Organism: Salmo salar (Atlantic salmon)
Lineage: Eukaryota; Metazoa; Chordata; Actinopteri; Salmoniformes; Salmonidae
Source: RefSeq, a predicted model, not a curated record